CACAGGACACCGAGUGGAUCACACACACUCAUAACACACACACACUUUGACACACACCGGUGGAGUAUCAGCGCUCGGAUCGGGACGGACAUAAGGGGAGAACUGCACCUGUCCUACACACACACACACACGCACACACGCGCGCACAGAAUAUCUGACCGGUCGUCCCUAUGUGUGGAUGGGACCAAAGUUACACGGCGACCUCUCAUAGCUCGGCCAUGUUGACCAGUGAGGGGGCGCACACCAUGGAGCAGGAAGAAGCACACCACGGAGCCAAGAUGGCUGCCACAGCGACCACCAACACCACCGCCGCCAGCUCCGGCUCAGAGACGAUGGCCGACACAGACGUGGACAUGGAGAUGGAGACGGAGAUGGACGACGCAGACAUGACCCGGUGGACGGAGGCCGAGUUUGAGGGGAAGUGCACGUACAUGGUCAAGGAUACGGACGGCGACGCCAUGACGACGACGAGAGCGGAGGCCUCGCUGCCCCGAAACCUCGCCUUCAAACACCCGGCCGACAGCAAGGAGGUUGUCGGUGUGUGCAGCAGGGAGUACAUCCCCAAAGGAACUCGCUUCGGACCCCUGGUGGGCGAGAUAUACACGGCCGACAGCGUGCCCAAAGACGCCAACCGGAAGUACUUUUGGAGGAUCUACGAGGACCAGGAGUUCCACCACUUCGUGGACGGGCUGGACGAGAGCCGCUCUAACUGGAUGCGCUACGUGAACCCGGCCCACUCAGCGGCGGAGCAGAACAUCGCCGCCUGUCAGAACGGGAUGGAGAUCUACUUCUACACCGUGAAGCCCGUCCCCCCCGGCACCGAGCUGCUCGUCUGGUACUGCCACGACUUCGCCCGGCGCCUCCACUACCCGCCGUCCGGGGAGCUGAUGAUGCAGAAACUAAAGCAGUCCCUCCUGGAGGUGAAGCAGCAGCAGGUGAGCAGUGAGGAGCGCUUGGUCGACGCCUCCAGCCCGUCCCCCGCGGCAGUAACCCCCGCCCAACCCAAGAGGGAACACAGCGUGCUCUCCAUCCUCCGAGGCACCAACUGCACAUCCUCUUCCUCCUCUUCUUCCUCGCCGAUCAAAAGGGAGCCGAGCCGGCCUCUUCCCACCCGCCCGCGCUGCGCCGACAGCCCCGAGCGCCCCCUGUACCCUCGAGCUCUCUACCCGGGUCUCAGGCCCCACCCUCACAUCCCCGAAGAUUUCCUCGGACACAAACACGGUUACCCCGCUACCCGGUCGCCAGGAAAUCAGUCCUCGGCGACGCCCAGCCCGUCGGCGAGGAGCAGCCCAGACAGCAGUCCUCAGGGAAGCCCCUCGGGUCCGGCAACAGGGUCUUUCUACCCCACUGGACUCAGUUCUUACCCCGGUUACUCCCCACCACCAACCCCUUUAUCUUCAUCCUUCUACCCUCCAGGAGCCUCGUACUCACGCUACCUCCUUCCCCAUCACUACCCUCUUCCAGGCGGAGGCGUCCCUACCGUUGGAGGUAUCUUCCCCAGGAUGUACCCCCUCUACAUGCCCCCUCACGUGCCCCUCCUGCCCGCCGACGCAGCAGGAAGGCGCUUCUUGAUGCCCGAUCGUGUCCACCCGUCCUCCAUGUCGGCCCACAGGGAGUUCCUCCUCCCCAGGCCCAGCAGUGCCUUCUCAGCUGCCGCCUAUCUGAAGGACAAACGGGGGCUUCACCACCAUUAUCACGGACACCCACAUGGACCCGCCUCCUCCAGAGGCUCCCCGACAGCGGGCACAUCCCCUCCCAGCGAGCGGCUGCCCACCAAGCCUACCUCUGCCAUGCUGUGCAACUCGAGCGAUGACGAGGAGGCCAUGAACCUGUCCAAAAUGAAGCGUGGCCCCGGGUCGGCGGGAUACAAGGCGCUGCCGUACCCACUGAAGAAGCAGAACGGGAAAAUCAAGUACGAGUGCAACGUGUGCAGCAAGACCUUCGGACAACUGUCGAACCUCAAGGUUCAUCUUCGUGUCCACAGUGGCGAGAGACCCUUCAAAUGUCAGACCUGCAACAAAGGCUUCACCCAGCUGGCUCACCUGCAGAAACACUUCCUCGUCCACACCGGGGAGAAGCCACACGAAUGCCAGGUUUGUCACAAGCGCUUCAGCAGCACCAGCAACCUGAAGACUCACCUGCGUCUGCACUCGGGGGAGAAGCCGUACCACUGCAAGCUCUGCCCGGCAAAGUUCACCCAGUUCGUCCACCUCAAGCUGCACAAGCGCCUGCACUCCCGCGAGCGCCCGCACAAAUGCUCCCACUGCCAACGCCACUACAUCCACCUGUGCAGUCUGAGGCUUCACCUGAAGGGCUACUGCCCCACGGCGUCCAAUCAGGGCGACCCGGAGGAGGUACAGCGCGCCAACGAGGAGAUCGAGCGCUUCGACGUCAGCGAGCACGCCGAACAGCUGGAGCAGCUCCAGGGCGGCGCGGAGGUCGAGGCCAUUUUGGAGAAGCAGAUUUUGGGGAUUCUGUGGAGGGAGAGCGACCUCAAGUCCUCUCACUUCCAUCCCCACCACAAGGGCGGCGCCAACGACCUUCUUUCUGCCGGUUACGGUGCGUACGAUUCCCCGAAUGAGACGUCGGUGAUCAAGAUGAGGCACAGCAGCCCCGUCCUGCCGCUUCCUGCCAACGUCACCGUCAAGCAGGAGUCGGAGGAUCACGCUUAAGUGACGUUUAACCCCAAAAGACACAGAGUUAAGACUCAAAGACUUCAUUGCCAGGAGCAACCGCUGUAAAUUCGUAAUUAUCUACCUGGUUCAGGAGUGACUUCCUGUUCGCACCAGGUCUUCAGGGACUCGCGUACUCGGGGCUCAAGAGACACUGUCCCAUGACUACUUAGCGUUUAUUAUACUUAGAGACAAUCAUCUACCCUUUAAUGUAAUUAAUAUAAUGCUAUUAUAAUUAUUGUUGUUGUAUUAUUUGGUCUCUAUUUUCAAAUGUUUUUAUUUUUUUGUUGAUCAAUUAGUUGUUAUAUAACCUCCUUAAUUUAUUAUACUUUUUAUUUGUUGUCUUCAAAAGCAAUAAGUGGAAGGGAUGGUUACACUGACGGGGUGAAAUCAAUGUAAAAUACUUGUAUUUUCUGUUUUUGUAUUUCUCUGUGGCCAUUUCUCUGUAGAUAGUCACUCUCUCUAUGCCUAUAUCUGUCCGUCAUGACACCUCUGACCUAUAGAACCAGGGGUGUCCACUCUUCAGGGUUGUAUCUAUUUAAGAUUGAGAAACCAAUAUUGCAGGUUAAAAAAAAGGGUUGAAAAACUUGCCAAAGUGCGGCACAUCAAUUUGUUAAUUUACCAAGAAGAGCUUUAUUUCAACCCUGCUUCAUAGCUUCCCUAAAGUAUAUCUGUGUCCUUUUUCUGAUGCCUACUUAAUUUAAUUUGAAACAAAAAAGGGCAUUUGUUUUGUAUAUUUUUCACAACGGUUACCUCAGUGUGCAUGUGAUGAUAUGAGAGUAUGUGUGUUUGUGAGUGUGUUUUUAAAGGGACAGCUAAAGGUGGGAGCUUUCUAUUUAUUUGCGUUUUUGCUACUUGAAGAAGAAGAAACCAAACUGAACUGGACUGCAGCUCUUGGCUUGGUCCAAACGAGGCGGCAACAUGUAGCACAUAAAGGACUCGGGAGGCUGGCUAGUCGCCGAGUCCUUCCUUUCGUUUUAUUUUUCUAACAACACUGUCAACCCCCCCCCCCCCCCCCCCCCCCCCCCC
This is a messenger RNA of Trematomus bernacchii (emerald rockcod), 3701 nucleotides long. It is a transcript of the gene prdm1a, whose product is annotated as PR domain containing 1a, with ZNF domain. The transcript has 7 exons. The record is from RefSeq and is a predicted model, not a curated record. Gene Ontology annotation, molecular function: RNA polymerase II cis-regulatory region sequence-specific DNA binding; histone deacetylase binding; DNA-binding transcription repressor activity, RNA polymerase II-specific. NCBI's taxonomy places the organism in Eukaryota, Metazoa, Chordata, Actinopteri, Perciformes, Nototheniidae. Gene Ontology annotation, biological process: cell fate commitment; regulation of transcription by RNA polymerase II. The coding region runs from base 171 to 2672 and encodes 833 amino acids. Gene Ontology annotation, cellular component: cytoplasm; nucleus.